GCAGAAGGCGAGGAGGAACAACACUUCUGUUGUAAUAUAUAUUGCACCCUUCAGGAUGGACUUUUGUCCUGCUGGGUCAACUGAUCUGAGUGAGGCUGAAAAGGCUGAAAUAGAGACAAUCAGGCAGCACAGGCAGGAGCUUUUGGAGGACAUUAAGAAGCUGAAGCAAGAGAUUGCUGAAGUGUUUGCAGAGAUUGAGUGCUUCCAAAAUGCAAAGAAGAUGCAAGAGGCAGAAAAUAAUCCUGGAGAGCAGACCAGCAAGCUAGUAGAGAGGGACAAAAUUCUGUCCCUGGGACGGAAAAAAUUCAACAUGGACCCUGCAAAGGGCAUCCAGUACCUGAUUGAGCACCAGGUAUUGUCCUCAGACCUACAGGAAAUAGCCAAAUUCCUUCACAAGGGUGAAGGCCUGAACAAGACAGCCAUUGGGGAUUACCUGGGUGGAAGGGACCCUACAAACAUUCAGAUCCUCCAAGCUUUUGUGGCAUGUCAUCAGUUUGCCAACCUCAACCUAGUGCAGGCACUGAGACAGUUCCUAUGGAGCUUCCGGCUGCCUGGGGAGGCGCAGAAGAUUGACCGCAUGAUGGAGGCCUUUGCCAACUGGUACUGCAAGUGCAACCCAGGAGUGUUCCACUCCACAGAUACCUGUUAUAUACUCUCCUUCUCUAUCAUCAUGCUUAACACCAGCUUACACAACCCCAAUGUGAAAGACAAACCCCCCUUUGAAAGGUUUGUAUCGAUCAACAGAGGCAUUGACAAUGGAGGGGACCUGCCAGAAGAGCUCUUGAAGAAUCUGUUUGAGAGCAUCAAGAACGAACCAUUCUCUAUACCAGAGGACGAUGGGAAUGACCUCACACAUACUUUCUUCAACCCUAACCGUGAGGGCUGGCUCCUGAAACUGGGAGGACGUGUGAAAACCUGGAAACGCCGUUGGUUCAUUCUGACUGAUAACUGCCUGUAUUACUUCGAAUAUACCACGGACAAAGAGCCUCUGGGCAUUAUCCCCCUGGAGAACCUAUCCGUACGCAAGGUGGAUGAUCCCAAAAAGCCAAACUGCUUUGAGCUCUUCAACCCCAACUGUAAAGGGCAGAAGAUCAAAGCCUGCAAAACGGAUGGAGAUGGGAAGGUGGUUGAAGGCAAGCAUCAGUCCUACAAGAUCUCAGCAUCGACUCCAGCAGAACGUGAUGAGUGGAUUGAGGCAAUAAGGACCAGCAUCACACAGGAUCCUUUCUAUGAUCUGGUCUCUGCCCGUAAGAAAAAGAUUGCCAGCAAAAAUUGAGCCCUGUCUUGAUCAUUGGCAGCAGGAAGAUGUAGUUGUUGGACAGCUUCCCUCCUGUGCUGGGCUCUUCCAGUGAAGAAAUUUGGGAGUAUUGGUUCCCUCUGCCUCCCACUUGGCAGGAAGAUCAAUGACAGGACAUCGUGCCAGAUUUGCUUCUUCCCAUUCCAAACUGAAGGCAGAGGCACAGGGUGCCAUCCACUGAGGACUUAAGAACCAUGGGCAUGGUGUUUCCUGGGUCCAAGUGUAAGGGCUCAACAGCACCUGGCCUUUAGGUUCUCCCAGAAAGCCCCAGGAUCUGAGAGGAGGCAAGAAUCUUUCCAGAAUGGCUCCAGCCUGGCUAUUUUUUGUUCUUUUCAGGAACCACAGAGAUGCUCUCAGAUGCAUGGUCCAGUAGCUGCAUUACUGAAAAGCCCCAGU
Molecule: messenger RNA, 1693 nt
Organism: Dryobates pubescens (Downy woodpecker)
Lineage: Eukaryota; Metazoa; Chordata; Aves; Piciformes; Picidae
Gene: CYTH4
Product: cytohesin 4
Exons: 13
Coding region: 56-1276 (406 amino acids)
Biological process (GO): regulation of ARF protein signal transduction
Molecular function (GO): guanyl-nucleotide exchange factor activity
Source: RefSeq, a predicted model, not a curated record